AUGUUUAAUUUAUUGCUAUUAUUUUAAAUUAGCUUUGGCUAAGAAAUUAUUCUAAGUAAAAAAACUUAAAAGAAUGCCAAUAUUUCUGAAACAGUUUUAAGCUAAAGUUUGUUAAAAUGCCCUUUAGAAUUAGAAAAUUAAGAAUUUACGAUUAAUAAUUCUAAGGUAAUAUGUGAAUAAUCGGAUUUGCUUUACACCAUGAAAAUAAAUUUGACGAAAGGGAAUGAAAAUUUUGAAAUGUUUAUCGAUUUAGUUAGUCCUUGGAGUUGGUAUAAGUCUUCCGAAUGCGAAUUCUAUGAUUAGCCCUUGGUUAAUUAAACAAUAUAGAAGAAUAGUUGUUUUGACAAAAAUUAUAUAAAGUCACAAAAACUUGAGCAAGAAUCUUCAACAGAGAGUUAAAUAAUAGCACACAACUUCUCAUUGAAAGGACUUUUGGUUGUAUCUAAUGUUUAGAUAGAUUCAAAAUAAUUUGAAUUACAAAUGCUUUAAGUCGAUAACAUAUUUGCCAAGAGAACCUAUCUUUCAGACGGAGCAAUUAGUUUGAGUCAUUUUAAAGGUUCUGGAUAGUAAAAUUUUAUUUUGCAAUAUUCAUCAAACAAUAAAUCGAUAUUAUAAUUCGAUCUAUACACUUAGAAAUAAACAUUUACUAUACGAAAUGAUGUUCCAUUAAGGCCAAACUAUCAAUUAUUUUGGAUAAAUAAUUCUGACAUAAAUGCACCUCAAUGGAAAUUUAAAAUAGAUUAAAUCUCUUUGUUGGAUAAACCACUUUCAGAGAAAGAUCAAUCCUAUUAUGCCAUUUUAACAUUGAAUUCUUAAUUUAUAUCACUUCCUCUAGGAUUAAGCAAUAAAUUGAUAGAUGUAUUGGCAAGUGUGAAAAAUAUCUCAUGUGCAUAUGCAGAUUCAGAACUAUUUGUGAUAGUAUGUAAGAAUAUGAAUCAAAGUCUAACCAAAACCUUAAGCGUUACUUUGAACAUAUCUGACUUAUAAAUAAAACUAACUAACUUAGUGGAAAAUUGCAAGAAGGACGAGGAGUAGAAGUAUAAAUGCUAAUUGAAGAUUAAAUUAUCUUCCUCAAAUACGAUAUUUUUGGGAGAACCCUUCUUUAUUGAUAAGAAAAUUCUUCUCAAUUAUGAGACUGGAUAGAUUGGAGUUUACAAGGAAGUUUUAGAUGAAAAAUUUUAGAAUAAAGAUGCUUUGUCUUUUGAAAAUUUAGGAAUUUGGAUUGUUAUUUUAACUGUCAUACUCGUUUUAAUAUUUUGUUUGAUGAAUCUCAAGCAUGCUCUAAAAUGGUUCAUGAGAGCAAUUAAAUACAGAAAAACUUAAAACUUUGAUGAUGAGUAAUAGUUGAGAAGCAAGGAAAUUGAGUUUAAUGAGAUGGAAAAAGCAGAAUAAAUGACUUAAUCAAUUGAGGAAAAUAGUAUUUGA
Molecule: messenger RNA, 1425 nt
Organism: Paramecium tetraurelia
Lineage: Eukaryota; Ciliophora; Oligohymenophorea; Peniculida; Parameciidae
Exons: 3
Source: RefSeq, a predicted model, not a curated record